AUGGGAAGGUUGUUUUCAAGUGCUAGAGGAUCAACGGGUGGCUUGGGGAUACUUUGGAAUCCUCAAGUGGUUAAAAUUAUUCCUUCAGAGAUGUCUAAUUACUGGAUGGUUUGCAGGGUGGAAUUAUUGAUGGGUGAUUUGGAGUUUCCAUUAAUCAAUGUAUAUGGCCCGAUAAAGACAGAGGAAAAGGCGAAGGUUUCGCAAGAUCUUUCAUUGCAUAUUCAAAUUUUGGGGAACGAUAGGGUGGUUAUAGCAGAAGAUUUCAAUGCCAUAUUAGAUUUAGAUGAGAAAAAUGGAGGCCUAAGGAAAUCCAACAGGAUUAUGGAGGACUUUAGAGAUUUUGUGAAUUUCAAUGAAGUGUCUGAUGUGGUGUCAAAUAAUGGAUUAUACACCUGGACUAAUAGAAGAUUGAACUUCUCUAGGAUUUCUAAGAGGCUAGACAGUUUUCGUUUUGUGAAGAGACUACAUUUUUUAGAAGACAAAAUUCAGCAGUGGAAUGUGGCAUCAUUUAAAAACAUUUUUGUAGAAAAAUUAAGACUAGAGGGGGAAUUAACAGCUCUCAACGAGACAUUGAUGAAUGCAGGGAUGUCUAAUCAGGGAUUUGAGAAAGAAAAAGAGCUAAGAGAGAGUCUAGCGGAGGUCCUUAGAAGAGAGGAGAUCUAUUGGAGAGACAAAUAUAGGGAGUUGUGGAUUAUGCUAGGGGAAUCUAACACCAAUUUCUUUCACUCCUCAAUUAAAGAAAAACACUCUCUUAACAAAAUAGCAGCAAUUAGAGAUGAUGGAGGCUCAUGGUGCUCAUCUAUGGAGGAGAUUGAAAAGGCAGCAGUGCAACACUUCGAAAAGGUGCUUGGCUCUGGCAAUAGCAUCAAUGCUAGAAGAAGUGACUUUUUGUUGGAUGUGAUUAACAAGGAAGUUUCCAAUGAGGAUAAUGAAGCUUUGAUGGUGCCCUUCUCUCUGCAAGAGGUCAAGGAAGCUACCUUCUCAUUGCAUCUUAAUAAGGCACCAGGCCCAGAUGGAUUCAUGGUGGAGGUUUCCUAG
Messenger RNA from Cryptomeria japonica (Japanese cedar), 1038 nucleotides. RefSeq lists its product as uncharacterized. Bases 1 to 1038 code for a protein of 345 amino acids. The transcript is spliced from 2 exons. NCBI's taxonomy places the organism in Eukaryota, Viridiplantae, Streptophyta, Pinopsida, Cupressales, Cupressaceae. The record is from RefSeq and is a predicted model, not a curated record.